GUUCAAAUAUAUCUAGUUUCGGUGGGAUGGUGGUAUAGGAUUUGUUUUCGUUGUGGGCGCCUUGUUCAUAAUCAAUGGUUAUAUAUAAUUGGAUCACUGUAUCCACCAUCCAACCAGGUAAACAUUUACAUCCCCUCCAUCGCGAUUUCAUAUCGGGUCUGCGGAACAAGAACAAUUGCGGCAGAUAAUACAUUGUAGAACUGGCUCUUCAUACUAUAUUAUACGCCUAUAAGGGCCAAGCACCUGAAAAUAUUUAUCAGAUUAGCCUUUCCGAAAACCACUAUCACCCUACAUUGCUUGGUCAAGAAGCGCCAUGUUAGGGCUCGGGGGUUAUGGCAGCAGCGACGAGGACCAAGUCAGCACAGCAGCUUUGAAAAAUAAUCGAAAGAAAUUGCAUGAAGGCGAAGCUUCUCAUGCCAAGCAUGAUGUGAACUCAAGAGAUAACCAAAGUGAGCAGAUCAAGGCUCAACCAAUAAUAGAAACAGGCCCCGUGAAUGGACCUAUGCUGGGGCCAAAUCAACCUCAAGAAGAAGUAGCAGUGUCCUCCGAGGGCGAUCUCAAAGCGAACCAAUCUUCUCUAUAUACAACACCCCAAGCCUUGAUACAAGACUUGACGCUACCUCCAGUUCCCAACCUCGAGAUCCCGCUAUCGCCUCCAGGAUCUCCCAACCCGACUGUCAAAGACAAAACGUCACAUUUUCUCUCACUAAAGAAACAGGGAGUCCACUUCAAUGAAAAGUUGGCUGCAUCAUCCUCUCUCAAGAAUCCGAUGCUUCUUUCUAAGCUGCGAGCGCAUAAUAACAUUGACGACUACAGCCAGUAUGCUAGUGUUCUACCACAUGAUAUGUGGAACCCCAAAGCAUUCCCUGACUGGGCUUACAAGGAGGAGCUCUGGAAAAUGCAACAGGCUGUCCGAUCCAAGAUUGAGGAAAGCAAGCAGUCAGGCAAAACUAGGCAUUCGCUUGAGUUCGUGCCUUCCAGUGCCGGGAAUGAAUGAGUACUCAGAUACUACGACACAUGGUUACACAAUGACUACCACUAUUACUACUACGAAUAAGUUUGAGGCUCCUUAAUGUCAACGUCUACUAACGUGCGAACAUCUGAGAUGCGUGACAUUCGAUGAGGAUACAGUGUUUUUCGGACCCGAGAAUCCAAUGUGCUUCGUUGUUCAGUUUGAAUCUGUACACUAUCUCGAUAUUAGACAAGGGGAGACUGUUCCAAUAAUUAGUUGCCUGGGCUGAGCAAUCGCUGGACACAUAAGGAAGACAUCUAAGAAGAUAUACUAACUGCCAGGGAGAUAGAGCGUCUCCAGAUAAAAAUUAUAGGCCUGAGUAGAU
Molecule: messenger RNA, 1337 nt
Organism: Talaromyces proteolyticus
Lineage: Eukaryota; Fungi; Ascomycota; Eurotiomycetes; Eurotiales; Trichocomaceae
Product: HCNGP-like protein-domain-containing protein
Exons: 3
Coding region: 314-997 (227 amino acids)
Biological process (GO): regulation of DNA-templated transcription
Cellular component (GO): nucleus
Source: RefSeq, a predicted model, not a curated record